GUGCCCCGCGCACCGCCCCCCGCCGUUCCCGGAGCAGCAAGAUGGCGGACACAAUGAGGAGGAGCCGCCGCCUCUCCGCGGCCUGAGCGGGCCGAGCCCAGCCGGAGCGCGCCGCCUGCCGCCGCCUGCCACCCCUCCCUGCCCGCCGCUCAUCCCCGCCGUCCCGCCGGGCCUCGCCCGUCCGCUGCUGCUGCUCCUGCUGCCGCCGCCGCCGCCGCCCGGAGCCCCGCCCGGCUCUCUUCAGCGCCGCCGCCGCCCUCGGCGCGGCCCGGCCCGGCGGCGGGAUGAAGCUGACGGACAACGUGCUGCGGAGCUUCCGUGUGGCCAAGGUUUUUCGCGAGAACUCGGACAAAAUCAACUGCUUUGACUUUAGCCCCAAUGGCGAAACCGUCAUCUCCAGCAGUGACGACGACUCCAUCGUUCUUUACGACUGCCAGGAGGGCAAACCAAAGAGAACACUGUACAGUAAGAAGUAUGGAGUGGACCUCAUCAGAUACACGCAUGCUGCCAACACUGUCGUAUACAGCUCCAACAAAAUAGAUGAUACAAUUCGAUACCUUUCCCUGCAUGACAACAAAUAUAUUCGAUAUUUCCCGGGGCAUACAAAAAGAGUGGUUGCUCUUUCAAUGUCUCCAGUAGAUGAUACUUUUAUUUCUGGAUCCCUGGAUAAAACUAUUCGACUUUGGGAUCUCCGCUCUCCAAAUUGCCAGGGUUUAAUGCAUCUCCAGGGGAAACCUGUGUGUUCUUUUGACCCAGAAGGGCUGAUUUUUGCCGCUGGAGUAAAUUCUGAGAUGGUAAAGCUUUAUGAUCUCCGUUCUUUUGACAAGGGACCAUUUGCUACAUUUAAGAUGCAGUAUGAUCGAACAUGUGAGUGGACAGGCCUGAAGUUCAGUAACGAUGGCAAACUCAUCCUCAUAUCAACUAAUGGAGGGUUCAUUCGACUGAUUGAUGCCUUUAAAGGAGCUGUCCUGCAUACAUUUGGGGGUUAUAACAAUAGUAAGGCUGUCACAUUGGAGGCGUCGUUCACACCAGAUUCUCAAUUCAUCAUGAUAGGUUCGGAGGAUGGGAAGAUUCAUGUUUGGAAUGGGGAAAGUGGGAUGAAGGUGGCUGUGCUGGAUGGGAAACACACAGGUCCUAUAACCUGUCUGCAGUUCAACCCAAAAUUCAUGACUUUUGCUAGCGCGUGUUCCAAUAUGGCCUUCUGGUUGCCAACUAUCGAUGACUAAUUCCUACGCUGCAGCUGCUGUCAGAUGACUUCCAUACUGCGAACAGCAGCGCAUCAUUGCAAGCAUAGUAUUGGAAUUGCCUAGGUCUCCAAGACUGUGUCCCUGUUCCUGCGUAUGUUUCCAUAUGUCUGACCUUAAUUUGCUGCAUUCCUUUGCGAGGACUCCUCUACUCGGCCUCCUAGUGUGUUCAGAAGUGGCAUGCUACAUGUUCUUACCUUCCAAUCUGUGCCCAGCAGGCUUCAGCUGAAGUUGGAACUGACACAGUAAUAUUUCUAAGAGCAAUGAAGUCUGUUUUAUUUACAAAAAUGUUUGUGGCAUUUUUUAAAGCUGUAAUUGUGUGUUUUCCUUCUGUGAGUGCACAAGGCUAUUGAUGUUCCAAGGUGGAACGUGCCGUUCCUUCCCAUAAGUGCAUGUUUUUCACAUCUGGGAUCUCUCUGGUUUCACUGCAGUCCACAGAUGUGAAGUUACUGCUGUGCCAAAUGUGAACACUGACAGUUUUCAACUUAAACAGCAGAUGCUGGAUUUUCUUGCAGUGGAACACGCACCGAAAGAGUGGGUGACUGUAAAUAUAUAUUAUACAUACUGUCAUUCUUUUUUUGGCGAUGUAGCGUGCAGCAAACCAUACAGGUUUUGUCCACUGUCAGAGCUUGCCGAAGCCUCCCUGCUGUUUGCUGUGCCAGCAUCCUGGAGAGUGCAGACAGUACUGAGGUCCGGUCAGUGUCCCAAGCAAUAAAAGAGUGUGUCAGCAAGACGAUGGAGAAACCAAACUGAGACUGAAAGCACAGUCUGCCUGUGUAUUUUCCUUAUGUAUCAUCUUGGCUGAUCUUACUUGUAAAUAUUGGGGGGGGUGGGGGGUGGGGGGGCAGUGGGAAUGGGCCAUAUUUUUUUACUUUUAGAUAUUAAAGAAUAUGACCUGGGCCAGUAUUGCGGGGUGUCUAGGCUGUUUACCUUCACCAAUGCAGUUUUCCCCUCCUGGUUUGUAAAUAAGCUCCAUUAAAGUCUCCCCACAUCAGGCUUAUACAUGUAUCCCUUUGUUGAUAAAACUGAUGUGCAGUUCAUUAUGCAUUUUGUUACAGGCCCCACAGGUUUUCAGCGAUAGCCACGAAAGAACCACGCUUCCUUUGUCAGAUGGUGUCUUCAGAAUUGAUUUUUUAAAAUCUUACGUGUGACUGUGCUCACUGCUCUGCUGUGGCUUUGCACCAAGGAACACCCCUGCAGAGAGCUGGGAGGGAUGUGCUUUCCUGCGCCACAGGGGCUUGUGGGUGAAUGGCAUGGAAAGGCUGGCAAGCUGAUCUUCAAGCCUGGUUCCAGUUUCUUUUUCCUGAAAGGCUGCAUUUAUCAAAUGCAUCCACCAGCUGGCUGGGACAGGCCUGGUGUAAAUGUGGUGCUCUUUGUUUGGGAAGGUAAGAAUACAUACUUGGCUUUAUGUGCUGGGUCACAGCUUGGAAAGUCCACUCUUUCCCUCAGAGAGUCACAUGUGCUUGCCCUCUCCUAAAUGUAAAAUGCUGGUAAGGUGACAAGCUCAGUAAUGGGUGUGUUCUCUCUGCUGUCAGGUGCCAGUCCAUACUGGAGAACAGUGCUCGAGCAUUUUACCUUAGGUUAUUGUCUAGAUGUUCCCCUCUUACAGCAAAGUUUGUCUCAGCUGUGGGACAAAGCAUGUGUCCCUGGAAAAGUAAAUCAGCUUGUAGAACAGCUGCUUCUGUUUUGCUUUUCCUUGCCUUUUUCUUUUUUUUACAGCCCUUGUCACUUGACAUGUGCUGUGCUUAAGAGCUGGCAAUGGGGUAUGAGCAUUUCUCCACUGCUGGUUCCUUUAUAGUGGCACAUGCUGAGCUGCAGGGCUUGCAUGUGACAGCUGGCAGGAGGACUGCCCACAUGAGGGAGUCUGAUAAAGUUGAUGUUUGAACUGAUACUGUGGUUGAAGCUUCUCCUUAGGCUCUGUGAUUUCCCUCUGCUGAUGCUAGUGCACCAGUUUAGAGCCAUUUCUAACAGCAUGGGUCUGUGAUGCAAGUUUUCUGCCCUCCAGACUGGAGGAGGGAGGGGAACAGUGGACUGAUGCUUUUGGUCUUGCCGAACAGACCUGCUGUUGGAGAUGCAGAUGAGAGAUACAUACUAUUACACCAGCAUCCCUCUUCCUGGCAUGUAGUGUCCUGUCCUACUGUCACCUACAAAUGCCCAGUGCAAAGGUAGAUGGCUGUCUCGGUCCUCACAGUUGACUAGGUUUUCACAGACACCUCUUCAACUCAGUAUUGAUGUGUUUCAGGCUGCUUGGUGCUAUUUUACCAUUGAUGGUGUUUCUGUAAGCAGCCAUAAUUUGCAGUGGUUUGUAACAAACAGGUAUUUGGGGUUUGUAGUGCAUUUUAACAGUCAAAUUUUAGUGUUCAGUAGCACUGUGGUCUUUCGGGGUUUUACCAACUGUAUUGCCUGAAGAAGUGAACAGAUAGCUCGCGGCCGCUUUUCUUGUUCCGUUUCACAGGGAAGCACUUGGAAGUCUUUUAUGCUAAAAAUGCUCUUUGCUAAUGUGGGUUGAGUGCUUGUCCAAAGACAGUUGUUCAGCUCUCUUCCGCUUGCAGUGUUAUAAAACAUUGUGUGUUGCAUCAUGAAAUGUUUAAGAAAAAGAGGACCAAAGGACAAAUCUAGAAGGACACAUACACAAAGAACAACAUCAGUGGCUUUCUGGUGUGAAGAUAAGUUUACAGGUUCAUGCACAGCACUAAUGUUCAGUUCAAAAUUAAAGCUGAAUGCCUUCCCAGGGCCAAUUGCCACCCACACAGGCAAACACAUCUUUCUUGGUUGAUGUAGCACUGUUUUCCAUCUGCCUUUAAAAGAAGGAAAUGUGCCAAGUAGUGUCAAGAAACUUAAGCAUCACAUAUUUCUAGAAGGUUAGACAGGAAAGGUGAAUAAAGCUUUUGGCUUCCAGCUUCUCUGUGCUUUUCUAAAACUAUCAGGACUGCAAUUCCUGUGUUCUUCAGGGCAGCCAGAUAAUGAGAAAGUAACCUCAUUAAAAACAGCUCUCCCAGCUCUAAGGAGUGUCCAGCCUCAUGUAAAGCCAAGCAGGAAACCGCAUUCCCUCUCCAAAUGUGACAUUUAAAAGAUUAAUCUCCCACCGUGUGUUUGGGAUGAAGUAAAGACUUUUCUUCAAAACAAGGGGAAAGUGAGAUUCAACAGCCCACCUCUAAAUAAGCAGUGGUGGUGGCUGAGCACAUCUGCUUGGGCUGUAGGAGAUUUUGGGUGUAAUUCUCUUCUAAGUUUUUGAGAGAGUUUGGGGUUUGUGGUUUGGUUUUGGGGGGGGUUUGUUUUGGGGUUUUGGCUUUUUUUUUCUGAGGCUCCCAGGUCCUUGGUUCAUGUCUCAACCCUUGCUCUGGGGGACACAGGAGAAAUUGAGUGAACAGAUUUGGAAGUAGCAGUGUAUAUUUUCUAAUGCCUCUUGACUAUAUUUGCACUUUAAGAGGCUUCACCUUGGUUUGGAGUCAAGGGCUAGGAUCCUGGUGAGCCUUUCAGAAACUGGUCUCUUUGGUCGUGAGCUGGUAUGAGGAGUUUGACUCCUAGGUGGUCUCUACUAGAUGAGUGUAAAUACAUAAAAUCAAAUUAUGCUUUGUCACAAAAUACUACAUAUGUGGAGAACUCACUGUUGUGGCUGUUACCAAUAAAUAUUUUGUAGAGAAAUCAGUGUGCUGCAAAUUCUGUGUUUGUCCAGUGUGAUACAACUUGCUGGUUUCUUAGAGGGGGGAAUAGGAAAAUCAUUCCUUUAAAAGACCCUUUGUUCUGGAAAGUCAGAAGCUCUGUAGUGGAAACUGUGACGCUCUGAAGCUAUCCCUACAUAAAUUGCCCAUUUUAAGAGGU
This is a messenger RNA of Phalacrocorax carbo (great cormorant), 5066 nucleotides long. The record is from RefSeq and is a predicted model, not a curated record. NCBI's taxonomy places the organism in Eukaryota, Metazoa, Chordata, Aves, Suliformes, Phalacrocoracidae.